GAAGUGUUCAAAAAUCUAUUCCUUGAUUGGUAAGACUGAACACAUUGUUUUUGUCCUAUAUUCAUAGAGGAAAUCCACCAAAUUUGAGAGAGCAGAAGAAAAUUGUCCAUCUCCAUUUAUUUGACUUACCGAAAGUUUAUUUGCAGAACUAUGAGACUCCCUUCAGUAGAAUGUCAUUUUUGGUCUUCUCUCUCUUUUUAAAUGUGCAAUGGCUGGAGAUAUAGUCUAUGCUGAUAUUAAAAUUGAUAGGACUUUUUCUUUAGAAAAUUCAUCGUCACUUCAGAAAUCUGAUUCUCACCAUCAUGGCAUUUUCCUGAAAGUUGGAUGUGCAAUGAUCAUCACCCUAUUUGUAACAGUAAUUGUGCUGAGCAUUUUGAUUAUCCAGUUGAAAUAUGCAAGACAUAAUGCAGUGGAAAAUGAAUCAAAAGAGAAAUUUUGUACUGGUAAAAAUAAAUCUGGAACAAUCACCUCAACAGUUUCUUUCAAUUUCUCCACUGCUCACAAAUCAUGCCCCUCUAAAGACUGGAAGCUACAUGGAGGGAAAUGUUACUGGAUUGCUGAAGAUAAGAAAUCUUGGGAUGAAAGCAAAAAUGACUGCGCCAUGAAAAAUUCACAUCUCCUGGUGAUUCGAGACUUCAUUGAUAUGAGUUUCCUGUGGCGGUACCUCAAUACCUCAGUGUUUUACUGGAUUGGACUAUCUAUUCCACCUGGAGGGCAGUCAUGGACCUGGGUAGACAACAAACCUUUUGACUCCCAUUUGUUUCCAAUAGAAGAAAAACGGAUAACCCGGAGCAUGAAAUGUGCCCAGGUGUCUUGUAGGAAGGUUACCAACCAAAACUGUGAGCAAAAUGACCAGUGGAUUUGUCAACUCUAAUCCGCACUGCAGAAAAUCAGUCAACAUUUCUCUGACUAAAAGACACAUGACACCACAUGAAGUUUGAUGUCAGACCAUAUCAGAGUCCAGAGGGCUCUAUCUGUGUGCACACGCACACACACACACACACACAUAUGUUCAUUCGUGUGGGUAUAGUACUAUUUCUCAGAGAUGUAGGAAGGCUAAUAGAGGAAAUGAAAUGUCAUAGAAACUGAGUAGAUAGAAUGAAUAUAUUUUUCAUCUGCAUAAUCAAUGACCAAUGACUCUCUUUGCCUGUAUUUUUGGAACUUCAGUCUUCUCUACAUCUUGCCUCUACAAUAUCCUUACAUUCUUCCAACUUUAAUGACCACGACGUACAAAGCAAUUCCUCUCAAAUUUACAUCUCUGGCCCAGUCUUUCCCUGAUCACCCUAGUGCUUAUUUAACCUAUCAAAUCUAAAAUCUCAAAGGCAUUUCAAACUCAAUGUAUAAAAAUAAUUCAUUAACUUUCCUCACAAAAGGAAAAACCCUCCAGUACUUAGCCUCUCAGUCAAUGGCACAACAUAUAAGAAAUUACACAACCUAUAAACUGGCUGUCUCGUUACCACUUUCUCUCUGGCCCACACUUCCGGGCUGCUCUCCACUCUACUUCUCACAAAACCAAGUCUUGUCACCUGUUUUUUUUUUACUAAUAUCUCUCAAAUCUGACCUCUUCUCUUCACUGUUUUCACAAUCUUAAUAACAAAGAAUUAAAAUGUUAAAUAACUGCCGUAACAGGGUCUUCCUGUUCUACUCCUAACCCGUUUCAGUUACUCUCUGUCAUGCAACCUAGGUGAUACUUAAAAAAUACAUAUACUGACAGUUCACACUUUCUUUUGAAAAACACUUCAACAUCUUUCUUGAAAUAACACCAAACUCUGUAACACAGCUUAGAAAUCCCUCAUUAGGUCUCAUCCUUGCUUACUUAGUCAGUGUCUGUCUACACAAAACUUACCCAAAGUCCCAACACCACAGCCACAUUAGACAAAAUCUCAAGAACUCAUACAGAAUUUCACCAGACUGCAUUACAGACAUUUUCCCUAUAUCUUGAAUUCUCUUUUCUCUCUUCUCCAUUGGGUGAACUCUCAAACAUCCUUUGUAUAUAAGCUGAAUUUUUAAGAAUUUCUUGAGUUCCAUAACAAGGUCGAAUAUCCCAACAUUAUAGUCCUUUCCCCAAUACUUACCACAUUUUUGGUCUUACAUAUAUCAAUCUUUGAGUGAAUAUUUGAUUAAUGUUCUCCACCCUCCACCC
Enhydra lutris kenyoni (northern sea otter) is the source of this 2143-nucleotide messenger RNA. Its product is annotated as killer cell lectin-like receptor subfamily B member 1B allele B. The record is from RefSeq and is a predicted model, not a curated record. The transcript is spliced from 6 exons. NCBI's taxonomy places the organism in Eukaryota, Metazoa, Chordata, Mammalia, Carnivora, Mustelidae. Bases 209 to 874 code for a protein of 221 amino acids.